CAGUGAGCGAUGAGGCGCACAAGGAAAAUAGGAUCGGAGCGUUUCUGGUUUGUGUUUGUGGGAUAUGGACACUGGAUGCGCUCUGAUGGACAUUUCGCUGUGAAGUUGGAAGGAAGGGAUGACAAAUGUGCUUCAAGAUCUGAUGUCAAGCUCCGGCUGAGCGCGUCUCCAUGAAAGUCAGUUUUUUUUGCUGCUGGAGCCCGGAUAAGUGGAAGUUAAAGGAUGGAUGGAUAGGGUCACAUUAUAAUUCCGAUCCAUGGGUUGAAUCACGAGAGCCUUUUGGAUUUUAUUCCAAAGGACAUAAUGUAGCAGGACUCUUCACUUUUGCAUAAAUGCCCAUCCCUCAGGUGUUCAGGGAUGGAUCUCAUGAACUUCACAACCGUCAUGGACAAUGGCUUUUUGGAUGAGACACCGUCGAGCCGUGUCCUGACUGGCUGUUUUCUCUCGCUGCUCAUCCUCACCACCUUGCUGGGAAACACCCUCGUGUGUGCGGCCGUCACCAAGUUUCGACAUCUGCGUUCUAAAGUGACCAACUUUUUUGUGAUCUCGCUGGCUGUGAGCGACCUCCUGGUCGCCAUCUUAGUCAUGCCGUGGAAGGCGGUGACAGAGAUUGCGGGCUUCUGGCCAUUUGGUUCCUUCUGUGACACCUGGGUGGCUUUUGACAUCAUGUGCUCCACGGCGUCCAUCUUGAACCUUUGUGUCAUAAGCUUGGACCGCUACUGGGCCAUCUCCAGCCCCUUUCGAUACGAAAGGAAGAUGACACCCAGAGUGGCCUAUGUGAUGAUCAGCGUGGCCUGGACGUUGUCUGUCCUCAUUUCCUUCAUACCCGUGCAGCUCAACUGGCACAAGGCCCAGAGUGAACCUCACAAGCCCCUUGCUGAGUCAUCAGUGUCAGUGGGAUCAAAUACCACACCUCAGUACAACCCAAAGAAUUGUGACUCUAGCCUGAACAGGACCUACGCCAUCUCCACUUCUCUCAUAAGCUUUUACAUUCCUGUGGUCAUCAUGGUGGCCACAUACACACAGAUCUACCGCAUCGCCCACAGGCAGAUCCGCAGGAUUUCGGCGCUGGAACGUGCAGCCGAAAGCGCCAAGAACAGGCACAACAGUUUGUGCCGAGGCUCCAGCAUCGCAGAGUCCGAGAGCUCUUUCAAAAUGACAUUCAAGAGGGAGACGAAGGUGCUGAAGACCCUGUCGGUGAUAAUGGGGGUGUUUGUGUGCUGCUGGCUGCCAUUUUUCAUCCUGAACUGCAUGGUGCCCUUCUGCGAGCAGUCAAGCGGAGGAGAGGCUUUUCCCUGCAUUAGCCCCACCACCUUUGACGUGUUUGUGUGGUUCGGCUGGGCUAAUUCCUCCCUCAACCCCAUCAUCUAUGCCUUCAAUGCCGAUUUCCGCAAGGCCUUCUCCAUCCUGCUGGGCUGCCACAGACUGUAUCCAGGAGGCCACAACAUACAGACGGGGAGUCUAAACAAGUCAUGACUCAUGAAUCUCGGAGCACUGACUCAUCCAUUAAUUCGAAAAGUCCAAGAGCUCCUGUUGCAGCCGGUCUGAUUUACUUCAAAGGAGGACGCUUGCUUUCUGCACUUCUACGUUAGCUCUAGUGUGACUGAAGGGUACUGUGACCGUAUGGAGAUGCAUGUUUGCGUAGACAGAGUGGCCCGCCGUUGUGCAGCCUGCCACGGCGAGCUUGCUGCGCUCGCUGUGGCGGCUUCAGGGGGAGGUCUGCAGAGAUGAGCGCAUAGAUUUGGGUUUGAAACGAAGACCCAGGGGUCAGAGAGUGGAGCAGUGCAUACAUGCUCCUCGGAGAGAUUAUCCCCGAACUGGGCAGCGAGCACCUUAUUGGACACCGCUGUCCUCCUUAACAUCAGACACACUUACACAACAGCAUACACUGCCAAAUCGUAUUCUGCCAAAUGCAGUGCAAGUGUGCGAGUGACACACUUCAGCAAGUAACAUGACAGCUCGCCGAUUCACCGUCAUGCAUAACAUUAAAAUCCGUGGCUCUGCAAGGACUCCUGAGGUAAAAUCAUGUCAUCAUUAAGCACAGGUCAAAUACACCCACAAGUGGCUUACAGUCAAGUGCAAAAGUUUUUAUACCUCCUCUUUAAAUCCUGCAUUUUGUGUGUAAAAUCAUCAUAAAAAUCAUCUGAUCAUAGUGGACCUAGUUAUUAGAAAACACAGGCUCAGAUGAACAACAACAUAUACUGUAACUUUACUGUGAAACUACUGUAUUUAUUUAACAAAACAAAAAGAAGAACAAUUUUAAAAAAUGAGCUGGGCAACAAAAAGUAUUUCCAUCAGUCCGUAGCUUCUCGAUUCACCUUUAGCAGCAUUUCCCGUAUGUCUUUAUCAGUCUCUCACAUCACUCUGGUCCAUUCUUUUUCACAACACUCCUGUUCAUUGAGGUUUUGGGUCAUUUGCUUAGCAGAGCUCUCUUGAGCUCCACAGCAUUUGAAGUGGGUUGAGGUUCAGAUGGAGAUUUUGCUGGUGAGCUUCAGGUCGUUGUGCUUUUUACGUGACCCGGUUUCUGUCAGGCUUUAGCUGUCAAACAGAUAGCCUCUCAGUUACCUCUACAAUGCUCUGUACAUGUUCAUGUGCGACUCAAUCAGCAUGUUUACACGCUCAGUUUAGUCGAGAUGUGGCUUCGGCUUGAUUGUCUCAAUAUAGAUGCCCAGGUAGCACCUCUGGAUCAUGCACAGAUGGAUUUCACAUGUAGGGAUCAGCUGGAUUUCCAUCGCGUUAUCUUGGUGUGUUAGUUCGACUAUGUCUGUCGUUUGAUUUCGGCCAGCCUAAGAUGUUCACAGGCAUUUUAAAACUACAGUACAAGUCGGAUGAAUGCAAUAAUUGAACGUCAGGCAAAUGCACUGAUCAACUGCAUGGUACCAAGAUCCUUAAUUGCAAAACAACCCUGAAUGAUUAGCCCUUCUCUGCUGUGCUCUAGGUUUUGAGUUGGCCAAUAAGGUCAGACAACUCAACUUUGGUCUCAUCUGUCCAUAGAACUUACUUCUAGAGGUUUUAUGGUUUGUUUAGAUGCAGUUUUGUGAACUUCAGUUGUCCGUCCAUUUGUCUUUUCUUAGGACACAAAAGGUUUCUCCUUGCAAACACUCCAGACACACCACACUUGUUAAAGGAGCUUGAGGCAGGAUUUAUGAAAAAAAUGCGUAUACGUUUUAAGUUUUCUAGUAAUAAUGUCAGAUGAAGCGUUCCAAACCAAAAAGAAUGAGCCCUCUAGUGUAUCUCUCCGUUGUCUUGAACAGGCUGUGUUCUGCAAAAUGUGCUGCAAUUCCGGACCGGAAUUUCUCGCGCUGUCCUGCGGAUGUGACGUCACAUGAAACUGCAUGCACGUUCUCCCCGUUCUCCCGUGCCGGCUUCGCUGUUGGCUGCAGUACCCCCGACGGUCGUCGUAGCGCUAAUGAGUCUCAUUUCUUAUUCUUGCCUCAAGCUCCUUUAAGCUUUAACAUGCUGAAAGAAGCCUAUGAUGUAGAUUUUGUGUUUCUUAUAUCUGAACAUCCCAAGCUGGUGCAUCCAGCCACCGUUUUGGAUAACUUACAUUUGUGAAAAAUCUCUUUUUCUCACUGUGUAAUGUUGAACUUCAAAUACUGUAGUUAUUAACGCUUUCCAAAUUGAUGUGCUCUAUUAGUUGCUUCUCUAAGACCUAUUUUAUGUCUUUCCUUCUUGGCAUUAGGUUAACACACACCUAAAUGGUCCAGAGCAAGUUCAUUUUAUUAUUAUAUAUCUGGUAUUAUAGACGUAUAUGCACAUCUGCUGAUGCUCCAUUUAUGAAAGGACUAAUGAUUAGCAGCACAUGGCGGUAAUGCACCUUCAUAAAUCCCCUGGAAGUAGUCAGGACACACUUAACAUUUCCUGCGUGUUUUUUUUCUUUGCUUUUUGCUUUAUUUUUGAGUUAAUAAAUAAUGACCCACAAAAAAGGUAGUAUUUAUAUGAGGUUGUAUUUGCAUAAUGUUAAGCCCCACUACAAUCUGUUCAGUAAUCCAUGUUUUCUGCGCACACACGCACGUAUACACAGAAAAAAAAUGCAGGAUUAAAAGAAGGGGUACCCACUUUUGCACAUGAUUAUGAUAUUACAGACCAGAACAAAACCGGUUAGGGUUUAGUUUAAUAUACAUGCAUCAGCUGACAGCACUGGGGAGCUGAAACUCUGAUCUGAAGUUUGUUUGGAAGCAUCAGUAGGCACACGAGAGAAAAAAAAAAUGAAACUGUUUCACUCUGUCUCGCAGCUGAAGUGUCUUCAGAUUUUUCCAAAUGCAGAUGAUUAAAACUGUAAACCAAAUUCACUCAACAGCUCCUGAUAAGCUAUUAGUGCUUUAUAGUGUUUUAUGGAUGAAUGUCACGUCUUACCUUCUGAGUCCUGUAUUCACUGUUGGCAACAGCUGAUGACCUAAAAAAGAAGGAGACCCAAACAAAGACUUAGCGGGAUGUGUUUUGGAGCUCAAACUCAAUUAUCUUUGCAUCAAUCAGAUCCCACUUUAUCUGAACAUGGCUCUUACUCUAAUGGAGUUUGGAAUUCCUUUCGGUCAUGAUUACGUUUUCUACACCGCUGCAUCUAAGUGAGCGCUCAGUGAAAUCCAGCAGAGAAAGAACCUGCCACGACGACACAGGUUGUAAACCAGCCAUUAGAUUACAAAGAUUACUGGAGGCACUUUAUUUGAAGGUUUCAAAGAGCAUCAGCUUGUCCUGAACUGUUUACGCUUCAUUUGAUUUCGCUGUUGCUUUAUUCUGGUGUCAUGCAGUUGCAUUUUACAAAGUAAACAGCCUUACUUUUUUAUUUUUUUGUUUGUUUUUACAUAACCUCUCAAGACCAAACUGCUUAAUAAAUACCUUGCUAUUUUUUAUUUAUUUAUUGCUUUUUGUAUUAAGAAAAAAAACCUGAAUUAACCAAGUCCAACAGACAGCAGGGUAGUACAAGAACCAUGUAAUACUGGUGGGUAUCAAUGUGUCCAAAACAUGGUAGCGUCACAAUAAAGGCACAGGAAGAGUGGGUUCGGGAUUUUUUAUUAUGUCUGUUGCUUUGCUUUGUAUAGGCCAUUAUUCACAUGAUACAGAGCUCUAAUCAUGUAUUCAUCCUUUUUUAAGAUUAAACAAACAUUGUUUUGUUUUUUGUUUUAUCCCUAACUGUAACCAUAUAUUUAUUAAUGUAUAACAUCAACCCUAUUUCUCAACGUAAUGCUGACUUGCAGCAAAGUAAAAAAAAAAAGAAAAAGAAAGAUGUAAAAUCUUUGGAUGAUACAUGUUUGGAAAGGGUUCAAACUUGGUUUAUUGGGAUGACAGUCCAUGUUAUAUCACCAUCCGCUCUCCAUCACAUCCUUUUAUACCUUUUAGGACAUGUUGUAAAAUUGUGCAAUAUCACUUUUCAAAUUUCAAGUCAUGGAAAAUGUUUGCCUAUUAAAAUUUGCAAAAGGAAAUAUAAUAACAGAGCCUUGAAAAUGUGUUAAUUUUACAAUUUCACAUCAUAUGUGACAGUUUCAUUAUGUAGGCAUGUUAUGAUUUAAAAAAGUCAGUAUAUCACCUAUACAGUCUAGUGUCAGACUGCGUUGCUACUGGAGACGCACUGAACUGAUGAUCAGUACAUUUUAUGAAUGUCUUAAUCCAUUUCCUGUUGUGCUAUAAUGAGUUACAGAUCAGGUUUUGCCUAAUUACCAAAGUUUGGCAGCAGUUUGUGAUCAGCAUAGUACACUGAAGUACUCCAUGAAACUGUGACAGGGGUCUAUCAUAGUAAACAGUAUAUUUGUGACAUAUUUGUUUUGAAGACUUCGUUCUUUUUUGGAACAGGACAGGUUGAUGAUUUGUAUUUGUCCAUUUUUAUUAAAUCCCCUGUAUGGCAUAUGAUUGGCUGUACAGCUUUGACCUCCGGACGUCAAACGUCCUGGGGCCAAUUUCACACUAGAGUCCAUAGAGUGAAACGUAAUGGUACCAGCUGUGUGUUUCAACAUUUCACACUCUCAUAACUCUGUUCAUGUGUCCGUUCAAUCUGGUGAUGUAUUGUCAUCAUUAGCAAAGUGAAGUGCCCCAUCUGGACUCGUGAACAGCCUGGAAUAAUAAAGGAGUGCAACAA
This is a messenger RNA of Cololabis saira (Pacific saury), 6070 nucleotides long. Its product is annotated as D(1) dopamine receptor-like. Gene Ontology annotation, molecular function: G protein-coupled receptor activity. Gene Ontology annotation, biological process: adenylate cyclase-activating adrenergic receptor signaling pathway. The transcript has 3 exons. NCBI's taxonomy places the organism in Eukaryota, Metazoa, Chordata, Actinopteri, Beloniformes, Belonidae. Gene Ontology annotation, cellular component: membrane. The record is from RefSeq and is a predicted model, not a curated record. Bases 358 to 1476 code for a protein of 372 amino acids.